AUGACUGCCAACCGCCCUCAUCCUCCGCCCCCUCCGACCUCACCUACUUCCGUUCCUACUCCAUCAGAUACUCCCACUACCGAUUCUCAGUCACUGCAACACGAUGAUCUCUCAAUCUUGUCAGAGGACGCGUCUCUUCCCAUCGCCAUUGUGGGCAUGGGAUUCCGAGGUCCAGGGGAUGCCGUGAACGUCCAGAAACUAUGGGAUCUGAUCAUUGAAGGCCGAGAGACUUGGAGCAGAAUACCGGACUCCAGGUGGAAGGUUGAAAGUUUCCAUCAUCCAGACUACGCGAGACAUGGAACCAUCAAUGUGGAAGGUGGCCACUUUCUCGAGGAGCACCCCUCUUUUUUCGAUGCUCCCUUCUUUAAUAUGAGCAGUGACGAGGCAGCUGCAAUGGACCCUCAGCAAAGGCUCUUGUUGGAGGUUACAUACGAAGGGCUCGAGAGCGCUGGGAUUCCACUCCCAAAGAUAAUGGGCAGCCAAACCGCCUGUUUCGUUGGUUCCUUCAACGCGGAUUAUACGGAUCUUCUUCUCCGCGACCCGGAGUGUGUCCCCAUGUACCAGUGCACCAAUGCCGGACAGUCGCGUGCUAUGACAGCAAAUCGCAUCUCAUAUUUUUUCGACUUAAAAGGACCAAGUGUCACGGUUGAUACGGCUUGCUCGGGAAGUCUGGUGGCCCUUCACCUGGCAUGUCAAAGUUUGCGGACAGGGGACGCCACCAUGGCGGUUGCUGCGGGUGUCAAUAUUAUCCUCAGCCAUGAGUUCAUGUCAACUAUGACUAUGAUGAAGUUCCUUUCUCCCGAAGGCCGCUGCCAUACUUUCGACCAAAACGCUAAUGGGUACGCGCGUGGCGAAGCCAUUGGUUCGUUAAUACUUAAGCCACUUAAAGAUGCAAUUCGGGAUCACGACCCAAUUCGAGCCAUAAUUCGAGGCUCGGGUACAAAUCAGGAUGGAAGGACUCCAGGUAUCACGCUGCCUAGCGGCGUCGCACAGGGGGCACUGAUACGCCAUGUAUAUAAGACUGCAGGUUUAGACCCAGCGGAAACGGAGUUUGUCGAAGCUCACGGGACUGGCACUCAAGCUGGUGACCCGAUAGAAACCGGUGCCCUGGCAAAAGUGUUCUGUCAAGACCGGGAUCCAACGCAACCACUGCGAGUGGGCUCGAUAAAAACCAAUGUCGGGCAUCUCGAAGGAACAAGUGGCGUUGCUGGAGUAAUCAAAGCGAUAUUGAUGUUAGAGAACUGUACAUUCCUUCCCAGUCGGGGCUUCAAGUCAUUGAACCCGCGAAUACUGCUUGACGACUGGAAAGUCAAGAUACAACUCAGUCCCGAGACCUGGAGGUCAGCGGGUCCUCACCGCGUCUCUGUCAACAGCUUCGGUUACGGGGGUAGCAAUGCACACGUCAUAGUGGAAGAUGCCAUGGGAUAUCUCUCUCAGCGGGACUUAGCAUUUGUAAUACGAAGUCCCACACUAACAGAUAGCUCUCACUGCAAUUUCUCUGAGAACUUUAAACAACGCCGCAUCUUCAUGGUCUCUGCAUUUGAGGAGAGCUCCCUUGUUGAACAACUUCACAGAUUGCGUGCAUAUCUCGACUCAAAAGCGUCGAUUAACACAGAUGAUCUAAUGCGUGACCUAGCGUUCACUCUAAAUGAGCGACGCACAAAUUAUCUUUUUAGGGCCGCGGUUAUCGGGGAUUCUCCAGUGGCCGUUGCGACCGCAUUAUCAGAAGGUGUCAAAAUCCAAAAGGCCCCUCGCAGACCUGCUGUCGGAUUUGUUUUCACAGGACAGGGUGCGCAAUGGCGCGGGAUGGGAAAGGAACUACUGGAAAUCUACCCCGUGUUUCGGCAAUCCAUUCAACGGAUAGAUUGUCAUCUGGCACAAAUGGGAGCGCCAUUCUGCAUCUUAGACGAGUUGACCUCCGAAGGAGAAGAUGCGCAGCUGGACCACCCGCUUUUGAGCCAGCCUAUAUGUUCUGCUCUACAAAUUGCUUUGGUCGAUUUACUUGCGUCAUGGGGAGUCUAUCCAGACUCGGUAAGUGGUCAUUCUAGCGGCGAAAUUGCUGCCGCCUACGCAGCGGGCGCUUUAACUAUGGGGGAUGCUAUGAUGGUAGCAUAUUACCGUGGAGUAGUUGCCAGUAAAUUACCUUCAAAGGGAUACCAAGCUGGCGGUAUGCUAGCUCUAGGAUUAUCACCUGGCGAUGCUCAACCCUACCUAGAAUCUCUGACGUUAGGCUCGGCAGUAGUGGCUUGCGUCAAUAGCCCAACAAGCAUUACCGUAUCCGGUGACAGCCCAGCCAUUGACGAGUUGGAAUCGACUGUCCGCAAGCAAGAUAUUUUUUGCCGUCGGCUGGCCGUUGGAGUCGCCUACCAUUCCCAUCAUAUGAAGACUGUUGGAGAUGCAUACUUAUCUUCAAUAUCUACACUAGGCUCAUGCUCCUCACAAAGCUCCUCGAACCGGACUAAGAAGAGCCGGGUGCGCUUCUUUUCAUCUGUCGUUGGGGCGGAAGUGACUACAGCUGAACUAGGCCCCACGUAUUGGGUCGAGAACCUGUUGGGUCAGGUGAAGUUCGCCGAUGCUGUUUGUUCCUCCACAGUUCCGGAUACAAAAAGAACAAGGCGCCUGGGUGCCGCACGGAAGGUAAGUAUCGACUGCCUUCUAGAAAUAGGGCCUCAUUCAGCCCUCGCAGCGCCCAUAAGACAAAUCUUGCAACACAAUAAGAAGCUCAGCGAAGCGAACAUUCGUUAUUAUUCUGCCCUGUCUCGCACGAGGGAUGCGACAGCAACGACACUGGAUAUGGCUGCCUCCCUGGCAUGUUCCGGAUACCCGGUCAAUUUCCAAGCGAUUAACGACCCGUCGCCGUCUAAGAAUCCUAGCGUUCUUGUGGACUUGCCAACGUAUAGCUGGAAUCAUUCAAGGUCGUACUGGGCGGAACCGAGGAUUAGCAAAGCAUUCCGUAGCCGCAAACAUCCUCGAACAAACCUUCUUGGAGUGGUUGAUCGUGGGUCAUGCCCCUUCGAGCCCCGUUGGAAGAACUUCCUCCGUGUCUCGGAAGACCCGUGGUUAGCCGAUCACAAAAUUCAGUCCAAUAUUGUGUAUCCAGCAGCGGGAUAUGUUGCCAUGGCUAUAGAGGCGGUGGUCCAGCAUGCCGUGAACAGCAAGGAUACCAAUAAUUUUGCCACUGUAUGCCUGCAGGAUGUUUCAAUCAAGACACCGAUCAUCAUAAAUGAAACACUUGCAGUGGAGGUCAUGAUCUCGCUUCAAUCGCUCCAGGACGCUACAACAACAGGCUAUCACAGAUUCCGCAUAUACUCGGUGACAGAAGAAAGCAACUGGACCGAACAUUGCCAAGGGGUCAUAUGCCUCCAAGCAACGGAUUCUGAUAGCACCGAAGAAAUGGAGAGCUUUGAAUACCCCACAAGCCCUCUUUCUGACGAUUUUGACCUUGAUAAAUUCUACACAAUGCUCUCUGAUAUUGGACUCGAAUACGGACCCACAUUCACCAACAUAAAGCACGCUCACUUCACAUCUGACACCUCAAUAGCCCAAAUAUCCAUCCCGGACACCGCAUCAGUUAUGCCAGAAGGGUUCGAAUACCCGCAUUUGAUACACCCAUGCACCCUCGAUAGUAUAAUACAGACUAUUUUCAUCAACAUGGACAUGAAAGAGAAUCCUGCUGUCCCUGUGUACAUAAAGCAGAUGAUCAUGUCCAUGAAGACGCCAAGAACAGCAGGUACCGCGUUGGACACUUGUACAAAAGUCAGAAAGAGUAGAAAGGGGGAUCUUCUUGCGUCUAUUUCUGUCCUUGAUAAUAAUGGAUCCCCUGCAAUUUCUAUUGCGGGUCUGCAGUGCAGAAACAUACAGCAAAGUUCGAUGGAUACUGUAUCCAAGGAAGCUCGACUAGCAUACCGACUAGAGUGGAGUCCUGAUCCCGGCUUCCUUGUUCAGCAAAACUUUCGGGACGUCCUUGAAAAACGGGGAGACGAUACCCAGAAGCAUUUCUGGGAUACCAAAGGUGGUGAACCUAACAAAGAUGCAAUCCCCCUGACCGAGUCGCCUGAACGUCUGCCCACCAUCGACGAGCGUCUAGGGUUUCUCACAGAUAUAGCAACAAAGAUGGAGUCGCUAGGCUCGUUCGCCGAUGCUGUGAACGUUAACAUCGCCGGGUUGCAGAACUCCAACAUGAUACAGAAUCUCUUACCAACUCUAGGGGGGCGGUUGUCAGACAUCAUGGCAGGGAGUGCCAAUCUCCACAGUCUGGCGGAUGACGCAGCGAUUCUCGAAGCAUACUGGACCAAUGCCUAUAAAGAUCAAAUAUAUCAGUGGGCAGCUGUCUAUAUAGACCUUGUCAGUCGUAAAAACCCAAUGAUUUCAGUCCUAGAACUAGAAUCAGGGUCCGGCGACAUGUCACGCACAUUGUUACAGCGGCUGAUGGGUGAAUCUAAGCCUCGAUGUAUUGAGUACACUUUGGCACACUCAAAACAGGAUCUGCUCGAUAAAGCCAAACCUAAACUUUCCCAGUGGCAGGACUGGUUGGGUUUUGUUUCUCUCGAUAUAGAAGGUGACUUGAACCCACAGUCAUCCGGGGAUCAUCUCUAUGAUGUGGUUAUUGCACCUCGUGGUAUCCACACAGUGAAACACAAGCAGCAAGCUUUGAAAAACAUGCAUGCUCUACUUCGAAAAGGAGGCCACUUGGUUCUCGUUGACCCGCCUACUAGUCAUCAGCAAAUUGGCGAUUCUCUGCGAUCUUGUGGUGUUCUCGGGUCGAAUGAGGGACUGCAGCACGGGACUACCGACAGCCAAAAAUUUGACAUGGACACUGGUCUGAAAGAGGCUGGCUUUUGUGGAAUUGCUGCUACAACACAGUCCCCCGAUGGCUAUACCAUGGUUCUUUCAAGGCCCUCAAAAGAGCUGUCCACUCCUUAUGGUGAAACACUCAUAGUCACGGGCAAGGAUGCCUACGAUGACACUGUUCGGCAUUUGAGGGCUCUUCUAGCUUUAGAAACCAAGAUUGUGAGCGUGGCAGACUUGACCAGCGCCAUGCCGCGAGGGAAGUUUUGUAUUGUCUUCAAUGAUAUUGGCAGCUCUGUAUUGUCGAAUCCCAACCAGAUGGUAUUCUCUACAGUCAAGCAAAUAUUUCUCGAAUCAGCUGGGGUUCUGUGGGUGACUACAGGGGGAACAAUAAACCCGUCCAAUCCGAAUGCUGGAAUUCCUGCUGGAUUUGCGCGAACUGCCCGCUCGGAAUCCGGUGCUGGGCCCAUCAUCACGCUUGACUUAGAUAGCGAGUCGCCAUCGUCACAAACUCGGGUCGCCGAAAUCAUAUAUGAUAUCAUACGACAGCACGCCUCAGCGGGAGACAAGGACGAUCGUGACACCGAGUAUGCCGAAAGACGAGGGACAGUCUUCAUCCCGCGGCUGGUUGAAGACAAUCGGCUCAACCGGACAUUAGCAACAUCGAAGCAGUCAUAUGUCAUAAGUGAUGAAAUAGUCUCCUCAUCUGUUCGGCCUCUCCGAGCAGUCAUCGACGCUGAUAUUGGGCCGGGGGGCGUUCAUUUUGAGAAUGAUCCUGAUGUCGAAACCCUCCCAGAAGACUGCAUCCGCAUUGCAGUCCACGCAGUCAGCACAACAAAGCAAGGUCUCAAGCCUGAUUUGUCUCGUAAUGGUGGACGGCUUAAAUUAGGCUCGGCAUGCAGCGGAGUCGUGCAAGCCGUUGGAGAUAAGGUGUCCAACUUUGCCCCUAAUGAUCGCGUGGCCUGUCUCGGAUUAGGAACUGUAGCCAGCUUGUGUCAGGGCAAGCAGUCCGCAUUCCAGAAAAUUCCAUCUGGCCUGGAUUUUGAUACGGCAGCCAUUCUACCAUUGGCUUACUGUAUGGCCUUUUACGCUGUGCAUCAUCUUGCGCAUGUUGUAAUUGGGGAUCGCGCUCUGGUGGUGUGUGAGGACAAAACGCUAGGACAUGCUUUCGCAGAAGUUAUCAACCAUGCUAAGGGUCAAACGUUUCUUAUAAGUGGAGGUGGUGAGGAAACUUCGGCUACCUCUUUUCCCGCAGUGCCUGGAGAUGGGAUACUGCGACAUGGCUCUACGACAGCCAAAGAGCUCAAGAAAUUAACCGGUGACAGUCAGGUGGAUAUAAUUGUCAACUGCAUGGAACCGAUAAGCUCAGUUCAUUCAUUGUGGAGUUGCAUGAGUGCAGGGGGUCGAUUUAUCCAACUCAUCGGUCUGGAGUCGUCGGCACGGCCUGUGUGGGAAGUGCCGCGUCUCGAGGGCGAUUGUCGGUUUGCGACGUGUGACUUUACUGACUUACUCAUGCGCGAUUCCAAUCUUGUGCACGGGAUUUGGAGUAAUGUUGCAUCUCACUUGCGAGAUGGCGAUCUUCACGAGAUUCCGCUACCACCGAGAUACAAUGUAUCCAACCUUGCCGAUGGACUGGACGCCCUCGAAUCGGACCCUCGGGUGCAGUCUAUUCUUGUCACGAUUGGUGAAAAUGAUGUCGUUAAGACACUUACGCCGAAAGAGCCUUCUUCUCUUUUCCGACCCAAUACAUCGUACGUGCUUGUUGGGGGGUUAGGUGGUAUCGGUCGAGCAACAUCUAUUUGGAUGGCUGAAAAUGGAGCGCGCACAUUAGUAUUCCUGAAUAGAAGCGGUCUAUCACAGGAAUCAUCCAAAGCUGCCGCUCGAGCUUUGAAAGAAAAGGGCGUACGUGUAAUUGUGCGCGCCUGCGAUGUAUCCGACAGUGACCAAGUCUCCAAAAUAAUGAGAGAGCUCAAAGACACAGCUCCGCCUAUCCGAGGUCUCAUUCACGCAGCAAUGGUAGUAAAGGAUUCGCAUAUCGAGAAAAUGACCUUGGACGACUACCUCACCGUCCUCCGACCCAAAACCACUGGAACAUGGAACCUCCACCGCUACCUCCCCCAAGACCUCGACUUCUUCCUCAUGCUAUCUUCCAUAAGCGGUAUAAUCGGCAACGCCACACAAGCGGCCUACGCCGCAGGCUCAACCUUCAUGGACGCCUUCGCCGCUCACAGACGAACCCUAGGCCUACCCGCCGUGUCUCUCGACCUAGGCGUCAUCACAGACGUAGGCUACCUCGCCGAAAACCGCGACCUCGCGUCCCGCAUGGCCCAGCAAGGGUUCCACGGCACAGACACACCCACCCUCCUAACCCUGAUUUCAACGGCCCUCACCCCAACCCAGCAACACCAUGGCCCCUCAGCGCAGAUUAUAACCGGCCUAGGCGACUACCGCGAAGACGAAUCCCUUCCCAUCCUCUCCGAAAGCCCCCUCUUCUCACACUUCCGUCACAUCUUCUCCGCAGCCGACGCACGAAACGGCAAAACAGGGCCUCUACGAGCAAGAGAUACCCUCCGCGCGGACCUCUCCUCCGCCCCGUCCAUCGACGACGCAGUCGCUAUCGUCUACGCGGCUCUCUGCGCAAAGAUAGCAGCAAACCUGUCAAUUCCAACGGACGCCAUCAGCCCGACUGCCCCGAUUGCGGAGUACGGCAUUGAUUCGCAUGUGGCGGUUGAGCUGCGCAAGUGGAUCGCCCGCACUACGGACAGCACAGUGUCGAUCCUGGAGAUUCUGGGAAGUACUUCGUUGAUGGAGUUGGCUGGUAGGGUUGCGGGGAAGUCGGGACUUGUCAGUGUGGAAUAAUGGUUGGGACACGGGGUUAAGGCCGGGGUGACAUGAGAUUGGGAGAUAUUGAUGAAUGUGGAGAGAGGCUGGGAGAUUACAGAUUGCCAGUUGUCUUUUCUUUACUACUUUUAUUGUUAUUAUGCUUUUUAUAUCUGUAAUGCUGCUUUAGC
Molecule: messenger RNA, 7799 nt
Organism: Aspergillus candidus
Lineage: Eukaryota; Fungi; Ascomycota; Eurotiomycetes; Eurotiales; Aspergillaceae
Product: putative polyketide synthase
Exons: 10
Coding region: 1-7647 (2548 amino acids)
Biological process (GO): fatty acid biosynthetic process; secondary metabolite biosynthetic process
Molecular function (GO): oxidoreductase activity; phosphopantetheine binding; fatty acid synthase activity
Source: RefSeq, a predicted model, not a curated record